AUGUUUUCUCUUUAUAUGGCACAAAAAGAAGAAUUUCAACGCCAUGGUUUGCUCGUGUUUGAUGAAAUUUCCACUUGCGAGAGUAUUGCAGUUAACUCGGCAAAUCUUACAUAUACAGGUCUAGUCGAUUUUGGUGAAGAAGGUGAGAAAGGAAAAACUUUCAGUGAUAAAGCAAAUCAUGGAUUAGUAUUUAUGUUCAUACCAUUAGAAGAUAAUUAUGCCCAACCCGUUGGUGUUGCAUCAAAGGGACCGACUAAAGGUGUAGUACUAACUCAGUUAGUAAUAAAAGCUAUCACUACUCGAAAAAGCAGGAGCGUUUAUCCAUGGAAUUGUAUGUGA
Molecule: messenger RNA, 339 nt
Organism: Macrosiphum euphorbiae (potato aphid)
Lineage: Eukaryota; Metazoa; Arthropoda; Insecta; Hemiptera; Aphididae
Source: the annotation of a GenBank genome assembly